AUGGUAAUGAUGUUUGUUGUCUUUUCUGGGCUCCUUUUGCUCGCUGCGCUGCCGACGCGCCAGCUCGAGCAGACCAGCAGCGACAGCGGCCAGGCCAAACCCGCUCCGCUCGCCUUCGACGCCGACGGCACUUUCCACAUCUCCAUCUUCGAGGACCUCCAUUUUGGCGAAAAUGCAUGGGACGCGUGGGGCCCCCAGCAGGACGUCAACUCUGUCAAGGUGAUCGGACAGGUGCUGGACGCAGAGCCGCAGACCGGCCUCGUCGUGCUCAACGGCGACCUCAUCACGGGCGAGAAUACUUUUCGCCAGAAUAGCACCCACUAUAUCGACCAGAUCGUCCAGCCCAUGCUGCAUCGGGGCCUAACCUGGGCGUCAGCCUACGGCAAUCACGACAGCGACUACAACCUCUCGCGCUCCCAUCUGCUGGAGCGCGAGCGUCGAUGGCCCAGCUCGCGCACCGAACGGAUGGUGCACAACGACACGGCCGGCGUGUCCAAUUACUACCUGCCCGUGUACGCCGCCGACUGCCAGUCCGACUGCACCCCAGAGCUGCUGCUGUGGUUUUUCGACAGCCGCGGCGGCUUCCUGUACCAGCAGCGAGACCCGGCGACGGGCGACCGCGUCGGGCAGCCCGACUGGGUCGACGCGAGCGUCGUCGGCUGGUUCCGCCAGACGAACCAGCAGCUGGUCGACGGCGCAGGGAAAGCCAUCCCGGCGCUGGCUUUCGUACACAUCCCCACCAGCGCGUCGCUGGCCCUGCAGAAAAAGGGCCUAGAUGCGCACCGCCAGCCGGGAAUCAACGACGACGUGCCCGUCGCGCAGCAGGGCGACGGGCCGUGCCCCGACGGAACCGCGGCCGGCGGCGCAACCUGCGAGCAGGACGUGCCGUUCCUCGAGGCGCUCACGUCCACGCCGGGCCUGAUGGCGCUGUUCUCGGGCCAUGACCACGGCGACACGUGGUGCUACAGGUGGGACAAAGCCACGCUGCCCGACUUCCCCGUCGCGGGGAACGGGCUGAACCUGUGCUUCGGCCAGCACUCCGGCUACGGCGGGUACGGCAGCUGGAUCCGCGGCGCCCGCCAGGUCGUCGUGUCGCUGGACAGGCUCGCGGAUCUCGCUGUCGACACUUACAUCCGGCUCGAGUCGGGUGAUGUUGUCGGCGCUGUCACGCUGAACGCCACGUACGGCCAGGACGUCUACCCCGCGACACCCAAUGACAAGACGAAGUGUCCGACGUGCUGA
Lasiosphaeria miniovina is the source of this 1242-nucleotide messenger RNA. Its product is annotated as Metallo-dependent phosphatase-like protein. Bases 1 to 1242 code for a protein of 413 amino acids. Gene Ontology annotation, molecular function: hydrolase activity, acting on ester bonds. The record is from RefSeq and is a predicted model, not a curated record. Gene Ontology annotation, cellular component: cytoplasm. The transcript has a single exon. NCBI's taxonomy places the organism in Eukaryota, Fungi, Ascomycota, Sordariomycetes, Sordariales, Lasiosphaeriaceae.